Molecule: messenger RNA, 2532 nt
Organism: Schizosaccharomyces osmophilus
Lineage: Eukaryota; Fungi; Ascomycota; Schizosaccharomycetes; Schizosaccharomycetales; Schizosaccharomycetaceae
Gene: zas1
Product: transcription regulator Zas1
Exons: 9
Coding region: 1-2532 (843 amino acids)
Biological process (GO): DNA-templated transcription; regulation of transcription by RNA polymerase II
Cellular component (GO): chromatin
Molecular function (GO): zinc ion binding; RNA polymerase II cis-regulatory region sequence-specific DNA binding; DNA-binding transcription factor activity, RNA polymerase II-specific
Source: RefSeq, a predicted model, not a curated record
AUGUCCAACGAGGAUUCAUUUGCUGGAAAACCUUCUAGGAAGCGCUCACGGGCUCACCAAAUUGGAGACCCGAGGUUUUAUUGCACUUACCUUGAUUGCCCAAAGUCUUUCACAAGAAAGGAACAUUUGCGGCGCCAUGAACGAACUCAUGAAAACUUGAAAACUUUUACGUGCUCGUUUUGUCAUCGUGCAUUCGCAAGAAGUGAUGUCCUACAUCGCCAUGUACAACAAAUGCAUAUACAAAAGCAAGGCCUUUAUGAAAAGUUGCUUCCUUCUCCUUCAUCAUCCCAUUUAUUUUCUAAGGAAUUUCACGAUGUAACUCCCAAUGCCUCUCACAAUCCUUCUGUGAACCCAAAUUUGGUCCAAGUGUCUGCAAGUAUGAUACAGCCUUCCCAGCCAAAUCCCAUUGCAAGCCGUCCUGGGCAUGUAAAUCCACCGGCUACUUCUUCCAUCGUUCCUACCCAAGCUCUUCCGUCCUCUCCUUCCAAAGUUUUUGAAAAACCCGAUAUUUUAGUUAAUAAUCCUGAUGCAAACUUCUUUCAUGAUCAUGCUAAUAGCAGUUUAAACGUCGAUUUAGCUUCUUUUUCAUCACCUCCUCCAUCCUCUUUGAGUGUAAAAAUCCCUGCUCAACGGCCGGUUCCCAUACCCCAACAAAUGGAUCCUUCUCUAGUUCCAAACCCCCGUACUUCAUCUUCCCUUUAUGAAGAGUUUUUCCAAUUAGAUUCUACUCCCGAUGGUUGCACACGCUUGGAUCUAUUUCAUGAUUCUCUUUGUGUUUUAAAAAACAGAUCAUUCGCAAGUUCCACAAAAACAAUGGAUGAUAAUUUGCGUUGGUUUUUUUCAUGCUCUAAUAAAAAUAAGAAAAGGCAGCGAUUCGAGUCUUCGUCUCCAUUACAAUCACCUGCCGAUUCCACUUUGAGCCAGGAUGACGCGUUUCCCAACUUGAAUAGGACAUUCUUAAAUUAUUACUUUACGGCUACUGGCCCUAUGUACGUGGCUCAAAAGUGCCCUCUAUUUGUGCAUGCCAAUCUUUUGGGAUACUUAAAAAAUCAUCACAUGCUAUCUACCGAUUAUUUAAACAUAGUUACUGCAGAGUCGAUUAGUAUAUGGGUGAAUGCCUAUUGGUCUUAUUUUCAUAUCCGCUGGCCAAUCCUACACAGAGGCACUUUUCAAAUAUCCCAAACUCCUUUGGAAUUACUUUUGGCUAUGAUUACCCUAGGCAUGCAUUUUACGAAUAAUCCUUCAGAUCGUCUUCUUGCUAUUGAAAUUCAUUCUAGGCUUCGUUUUUUUGUUUAUGAGAAGGAAGAGUUUCUUCCACCUAUACCUUUGUGGGUCUUUCAGAUGCUGUUGUUAAUCCAAAUUUUUGAAAUGCUAACAAGUACGGUUCAACAACACCGCUUGUCUCAGCUAUUUCAUCCCGUGUUAAUUGAGGCUUUGCGUCAGGCAAACCCAGAAGAAGCAUUAACUGUUCACUCCGAAACCUUUAGUGUUGACUCAAAUUCCUCUUUACAGUAUUGGCAUAAGUGGAUUACCAGGGAAUCUGUCAAACGGUUAAUUUUUGGUUGCUUUUCUUUAGACGCCAUAUGCGUCCUCAUUUUUGGAAAUCAGCCUUUAUUAUGUGUAACGGACGUGGCAUUGCCAUUAUUUGCUGAUGAACACCACUGGGAAGCAGAAAAUUUUGAGGUCUGGGCGAGCCAAAAGCCAUUAGAUGAACCGCCUACAAUUUUGCAUGUUCUCAGAGCCUUCAUUCAGAAUGAAACGUUGUCGUUCAUGGAAUCUCCUUGGAAUAUGCUAUUGAUUUUACAUGGCUUGGUGUCUGUGGAUGUAUCAGUAAAACAAAAGAAGUUUGUACCCGGACUCAAGCUAAGCAAGCGUGAAAUUGAUAACUGGUGUAAUAUUAUUUAUGAAACUUAUAAGCGAUGGUAUUCGAAAUUUAAUGAAGAAUUCAUUCAAACAGGAACGCUGCCAGCUAAGCAUCCAUUCGUCAAAGAAUGUUUUGCACUGUACCAUUUAGCAGCUUUUUACUCAAAAACUAAAAUCACUUAUAUCCAAUCCUACGCUAACUCUAUUUCUUCAAAAUAUAAAGAAUUUGAGUCUGUCAAAUACAACGUUCCGAUGAAAUACAUAGAUCUUUGGGCAAACACUGAAAAUGCUAAAAUCUCGAUUUGCCAUGCUAUUGAUGUGAUGGAAAUGAUGAUUCAUGAGGAUUUGAAUGCGAGCACACCGUUUACUACUCUUUUAUAUUAUCCGUGGUCAUUUUAUAUUGCAGCUCUCGUAUUAUGGAGCUUUGGGUAUUCCAAAACUAAGCAGAGCGUUAAACUCGAUUUUACAAAAAGCUAUCGGUCGCAAAGUACCACAUACAUUGCAAAGAUGCGGCAUUUAUUGUAUGAAGAUGGAAGCGAUGAUACCGAUACCAUUUAUAGCAAAACUCAACCUAUUCUUCAUAUGACUUUGCGGUUGUUAGAGGCCUACCCAUGGCAAAUCUUACGGACUAAUAUGGAAACUAUUCGAUCAUUACUUUCAGAUCUAUGA